Paecilomyces variotii is the source of this 1033-nucleotide messenger RNA. RefSeq lists its product as hypothetical. Gene Ontology annotation, biological process: mycotoxin biosynthetic process. The coding region runs from base 211 to 993 and encodes 260 amino acids. The record is from RefSeq and is a predicted model, not a curated record. NCBI's taxonomy places the organism in Eukaryota, Fungi, Ascomycota, Eurotiomycetes, Eurotiales, Thermoascaceae. The transcript is spliced from 5 exons.
AUAUUGUGCUGACGAUCUAUAGUAUCUUGGACCCCACGUGGAUAUGUGAUGGGCUACUAUGUUCAUACUGAGCCAGAUGAUGGUCUAAGUUAACCGCGACGCGGGCUAUCAUCAGCUUUCUACUCUUAUCGAAUCUGGCCACCUACAGUACUUUAUCGGUGCUACUAGCAGAAGGACGUCUCAUCAAUCCCGUCUUGAAAACACUGCGAGAUGGCGUCGACGGAAGAUGGAGAGAAAAAGCCAUUUCUCCCCGGCAAAGAAGACGAGCCUGACUACGAGGAUGUUGUCAGAACCGAGAAAGGGUUUACACGAUCCCGGUUUCUUAAGACGAAUGGUGCUCUCUUCAUACUUCACAUAGUCUUCCUGAUCUUGAACAUCUCUGUUCUCAUCUGGAAUUUACGCUUUGCGGGCGAUCGCAGAAAGGGUGAUGAUCAUGGAGAUGUACUCAACAAAGUAUAUACACCCGCGCAAUCAGCUCUCCAGUACAAAGUAGAAGAACUCAAUUCUGGACAUGGCCAAAAUCCCUUCGCAGGAGAGCCUCGCCCGGAGACCGACAAAGCAUGGUCAGAUCUACUCAGAGGGGGCAUUAUCAAAAUCUCCGAAGACGAGCUGAAGAAGUUGAACAAAACUUCCAUUCCACUACAAGAUGGGAGUGGUUACAUUGCUUAUCUCGAGGCUAUCCAUAUGCUGCAUUGUGUGAAACGAAUUUAUCAAUCUCAGCACCCCGAACACUAUCCAGAGCUCCAAGGCACUGAUGCUUUCGCGCCAGGUCACUGGGAUCACUGCCUCGAGGUUCUCCGCCAGGGAAUCAUAUGCAACGCCGACAUAACGGUGAACACGUACUAUUGGAAAAGUCCUACCGAGAUUCAAGGUAACAGAACAGGGGUCCGGAAAUGCACCGACUGGAGCCGGAUUCAGAAAUGGGUCGAUGAAAGAGCGGUCGAUUUCAGAGGUCCUGAUAAGUUCCUUGAUACUUUGGUGCGAGAGAAUUGAAAUAAACUUGGCAGAACAAACAUGAUAAGAUUUUGUAUUC